Trichoplax adhaerens is the source of this 606-nucleotide messenger RNA. RefSeq lists its product as uncharacterized. The coding region runs from base 1 to 606 and encodes 201 amino acids. The transcript has 8 exons. Gene Ontology annotation, biological process: tetrahydrofolate interconversion; folic acid-containing compound biosynthetic process. Gene Ontology annotation, cellular component: mitochondrion. The record is from RefSeq and is a predicted model, not a curated record. Gene Ontology annotation, molecular function: 5-formyltetrahydrofolate cyclo-ligase activity. Lineage: Eukaryota; Metazoa; Placozoa; Uniplacotomia; Trichoplacea; Trichoplacidae.
AUGGCUUCUAGAAAUGGUGUUCGAGCUGCAAAAAACUUAUUAAGAAAAACAAUUAAACAACGAGUAGCUUUAAUAUCAGAUAUCCAGAAAGAUCGAGAAUCAUUACAAGUGGCUAAAAAAUUAAUGGCAACACCUGAAUAUCAAAAGAGCAAACGUGUAUGCGUAUACCUCCAUAUGGAUGACGAAAUUAGGACUACUGCUAUAUUAAAGGAUAUCUUUUCAACCAACAAAAUUUGUUAUAUUCCCCACUAUUAUGGCCCUAUUAUGGAUAUGGUGCGUUUACAUUCAUGGGAAGACUAUGAUAAUUUACCACUCACUUCUUGGAAUAUUAAACAACCAGCUGAUAAUGAACAGAGAGAGAAUGCCAUUAGCGGAGGGGGACUAGAUUUAAUCAUAGUCCCAGGACUUGGAUUUACUAUGGCUGGUGAUCGUUUAGGACGAGGAAAGGGAUACUAUGAUGGAUACUUGCAAAAGUAUGAAGAAAAACUCCAUAAGAGGCCAAUAACAAUCGCCCUUGCGUUCGCCUCUCAAAUUUGUGAUACAAUUCCUACGGACGAUCAUGACCGAAGAAUCGAUAUGGUUAUCUCAGGAAAUUCUACUGACUAG